Messenger RNA from Amblyraja radiata (thorny skate), 1383 nucleotides. RefSeq names its product zinc-binding protein A33-like. Bases 245 to 913 code for a protein of 222 amino acids. The transcript has 6 exons. Lineage: Eukaryota; Metazoa; Chordata; Chondrichthyes; Rajiformes; Rajidae. The record is from RefSeq and is a predicted model, not a curated record.
GAAAGCUCGAACACUGAGCCUGAUUCGGACAGAGAAGGCAAGAAAACUUCAGUGCGAGGAUCAUCAGGAAGAACUGAAGCUGUUUUGUCAAACUGACGAGAAGCUGAUCUGUGUGAUUUGUGCAGCCGGGCAGGAACACAAAGCUCACAACUUCACGCUGAUAGCAGAAGCUGCAGAAUGUUACAAGGAUCAGGUUAAAGCUUCCUUCCAGUCUCUCACAAAAAAGGAAUCAGGGAUCCAGCAAAUGGAGCAGCAACAGAAACAGAAGAUUUCUGGAGUUCUGGAACAGUCACACAACCUUCAGUCCGAGAUCACAUUCCAGUUUGCUGAACAGCACCAGAUUCUCACUGAGAAAGAGCAGCGCGUACUGGCAGAUAUCCAAGAAAAAGAGAAGAAGAUUCUCAAUACAAUGGAGAAAAAUCUUGGAGAGAUUGAGGGGAAUUUAAAAUCUAUUCAGCAGGAUCUCUUUACAUUGCAGCAACAUUUAGAUCAAAAAGACAGUGUGGUGUUUCUGAAGGAGGAAACUGGGUGCAAGCGAAGGAUUCGUGAUGAACCCAAACCACUGUCGGUGGUAGAUGAUGCCUUGCAGGUUGAAAAGUUUAUUUGCCCUGUUUCGUUGAACAAGGCAUUCAAAGAAAUAUCUGAUGACUUCAAGCAAGUCUCCAUCACCCUGGAUAUGGAAACAGCGCAUCCAUGGCUGGAUGUGUCGGAGGAUCGGAAGAGGGUGAGAUGGACCCGGACCCGGAGGAGUCUACCUGACACCGGAAGAGGUUUACAGGCAGUCUGUGUGUGCUGGGACUGCAGGGAUUCGUAUCAGGGCAACUUUACUGGGAGGUGGAGGUGGCGGGGAGUCAUGGCUGGAGGCUGGGAGUCGCCACAGACUCUGUGGAAAGGAAGAGACUGGUCACACUGACUCCGGAGACUGGAGUCUGGAGCCUCGGGCGGUGGGGUGACGCAUUUGAUGCACUCACCUCCCCUACAACCCCUCUCCCCGCCCGCCCCAUCCCUGGGAGGGUGGGAGUUUAUCUCAAUUAUGAAUCCGGGACAAUUUCAUUUUACAACGGGGACACCAAGUCCCAUCUCUACACCUUCACAGGGAAUAAAUUCACCGAAAAACUUUAUCCUUUCUUCUGGCCUUGUGAUGGAAACUGGCUGAGAAUCUGCUCCAUUUCCGAAACGGGAGUGUAAAAGGGCCGGGUCCCGGGACCAGCGUCAGGAGCGGGGCUCGGGCUGUGGGGCAGAAACCCGGUGGACAACAGGUCGGCGCUGAACUGGCUCCCAUUCAAUCCCCAAAUUCUGCAUCAUAAUAUCCUAGUGAACGCGGAAAUAAAACCAGGGGGAAUGUAAAUGUGGAAAGAAUGAAAUAAAUAGCAACUGAAAUCA